AUGGGAGAAAAAAACAUCAGUAACUUGGCAGCAAUUUUUGCAGAGACUCAUGAUCAAGUGCCACUCUUUGAUCAUGAUUUGCAUUUCUAUGAGACUGACUAUGGCGUGCCAGCUGACGAGAUGCCAGACACCACACAGGGUCAGGCUUUCUUUGUGGCCACCAUUGUUAUCGGCGUGGUGCUCUUCUGCAUCAUGCUGGUGUGUGGCGUGGGUAACUUCCUCUUCAUCGCUACCUUAGCACGCUACAAAAAACUGAGAAACCUCACCAACCUCCUGAUUGCAAAUCUAGCCAUUUCUGACUUCAUUGUGGCCAUAGUGUGUUGUCCCUUCCUGCUAGAUUACUACGUGGUGAAGCAGCUCUCUUGGGACCAUGGGCUCUUGCUCUGCGCAUCUGUCAAUUACCUCAGAACUGUGUCCUUGUACGUGUCAACCAAUGCCUUGCUGGCUAUCGCUGUUGACAGGUAUAUGGCCAUAGUUCAUCCACUAAAGCCCAGGAUGAAGUACCAGACAGCCUACUGCAUGAUUACUGGUGUAUGGAUUGUCCCAGCACUAAUAUCUAUUCCCUCUGCAUACUUUGCCUCUGAAACCAUGUAUCCACAUGUAAACAACCUCAGCAACAAGAUCUUUUGCGCUCAGAUCUGGCCAGUGGACCAGCAGCUCUACUACCGCUCUUAUUUUAUGUUCAUCUUUGCUGUGGAGUUCCUAGGUCCAGUCCUGAUUAUGGCUCUGUGUUACAUUCGCAUCUCCAGGGAGCUGUGGUUCAAAAACGUGCCUGGCUUUCAGACUGAGCAAAUCCGUAAACGUCUACGCUGCCGGAGAAAAACCGUCAUGGUUCUCAUCGGCAUCCUUACUGCUUACAUCCUUUGCUGGGCACCAUAUUACGGCUUCACCAUCUUACGUGACUUCCACCCGACAGUCAUCUCCAGGGAGAGGAACUCUCUGGUGGCCUUCUACAUUAUAGAGUGCAUCGCUAUGGGCAACAGCAUGAUCAACACCUUCUGCUUUGUCAGUGUCAAGAACAACACCGUGAAGUAUCUCAAGAGGAUUGUGCUGUUCCGUUGGAGGUCUACCUACACUUCCAGAAAGACUGUGGAGGAGACAGACAUGAGGACAUUAUCAGUUCCGGUGACGGAGGUGAUUGACUGUAUGCGCCUGAGGUGA
Chanos chanos (milkfish) is the source of this 1161-nucleotide messenger RNA. RefSeq names its product prokineticin receptor 1b (gene prokr1b). The record is from RefSeq and is a predicted model, not a curated record. Gene Ontology annotation, molecular function: neuropeptide receptor activity. Gene Ontology annotation, biological process: neuropeptide signaling pathway. NCBI's taxonomy places the organism in Eukaryota, Metazoa, Chordata, Actinopteri, Gonorynchiformes, Chanidae. The transcript has 2 exons. Bases 1 to 1161 code for a protein of 386 amino acids. Gene Ontology annotation, cellular component: plasma membrane.